GCUCACGAUCAAGGCCAAGUGUCCAAUGGUUCUGAGGAAUUUCCCAAUGGAUAAACAGUCGUGUCCUCUCGUCAUCAGCAGCUUCGGCUACACAGACAAGGAGGUACGGUACGAAUGGGCGCCCAAGAAGGUGGAGUUCGAGGAAGGAAUGGGGCUGAGUCAGUUCGACAUCUUGAACACGAAAUGCAACAAUUACUCUGUCAGAUGGAGGUCGGGGAAAGGUCUCUUCUCGGCUCUGCAAGUGAACUUCAACCUGUCUCGGAGCGCCGGCUACUUCCUCAUCCAGGUGUACGUGCCUUGCUUCCUCAUCGUGGUGCUGUCCUGGGUGUCCUUCUGGAUCAACCGCGAGGCCACGAGCGAUCGGGUCGGCAUCGGCAUCAUAACGGUGCUGACGUUGGCCACCAUCAGCCUAGACACGCGCACGGACCUCCCGAAGGUGCACUACGCGACGGCCCUCGACUGGUUUAUCCUCAUGAGCUUCGGCUACUGCAUCGCCACGCUCCUGCAGUUCGCCGGCGUCCACUUCUUCACCAAGGUCGGCUCCGGAGAGAUCAUGGCGGAGGAGGAGGAGUGGGAAGACCUGGAGAUCGUCGAGGACUGCAGCCCUGAGGUCGUGGAGGAGUGCGUGCAGACGUACGACUCCCCCCACGACGCCGCCUGCGGGACUUCGGUCGAGGGUCGUAUCGAGGUGGUCUUCCUGAAUUCGAAUCACCCGAACUGCCCGCGGAGCGCCGCCACGCUCUACGCCACGCUCAACUCCGACGCCGGGGUACUGAACCACGCAGGGGACUGCCUGGCUACCUUCAGGACGGCGGAGACACAGACGGAGAAGAAGGAGCGGUGCUGGACGCAGUUCCUCCACUGCGUUGUAGGAGACGACCAGUACCGACGGGAGCGGCAACGGAGAGCGUGUCUCCAGCGCUCAGUCAACUCCGUUUCCGCCAUCGACACCGUCAGUCGCAUCCUCUUCCCGGCGUCCUACGGUCUCCUGAACCUGUGGUACUGGUACUCCUACUACGACACGGAGCUCAUAUCCAACUGGUCCGACCCGGGCUUCGAGAACUCGGCGAGACAGUAGAGGAGAGGAGCUGUCUAAUUCUUCUCUCUUAUCAUUAUUGUAUUAAGCUUUGGGUUAUUGUAAGACAGUUUCCUUCGCCAUAGUAUAGUUUUACCUUUAUAUAAUCUAUAUGCUACAAAGAGGCCCUUCAAUACGUAAAAGUUCUAGGAAAACAACGUGUCUGAUAGAUUUGACCCUGUGAACCGAGAUGCUAACUUUCUCAAGAAUCCA
Penaeus indicus is the source of this 1288-nucleotide messenger RNA. RefSeq names its product gamma-aminobutyric acid receptor subunit alpha-1-like. Gene Ontology annotation, molecular function: GABA-A receptor activity; neurotransmitter receptor activity; chloride channel activity. The record is from RefSeq and is a predicted model, not a curated record. The annotation marks the transcript as partial. Gene Ontology annotation, cellular component: synapse; neuron projection; plasma membrane. The transcript has 7 exons. NCBI's taxonomy places the organism in Eukaryota, Metazoa, Arthropoda, Malacostraca, Decapoda, Penaeidae. Gene Ontology annotation, biological process: chemical synaptic transmission; signal transduction; regulation of membrane potential.